Penicillium daleae is the source of this 669-nucleotide messenger RNA. RefSeq lists its product as uncharacterized. NCBI's taxonomy places the organism in Eukaryota, Fungi, Ascomycota, Eurotiomycetes, Eurotiales, Aspergillaceae. Bases 1 to 669 code for a protein of 222 amino acids. The record is from RefSeq and is a predicted model, not a curated record. The transcript is spliced from 2 exons.
AUGGAGCGACUCUCCACCAUCGACAGCAACAACGAAGAAACUGGUAGCUCCCUAAACCUAACAAAGACCCUGAUCACUACGGGAAUCAAGUCCGCUUCUAAAACCCUCCAAAUUCUAUCCAACAGCGACAGUCUUCUCGAGGUCUUUCUAUUAUACAACCUCGGAUUCACUUACGCCGCCGCAAUCCAUCUGGCAAUGGCCAAUGCACUAUUUCCUGACGCAGUGGACGGUCCAGCGUCCGCGCAAGAAGCACAUUCGAUUCUUGACCAGAUGAUCAGCAAUGGCAAUAAAGUGGCUCAGGUGCGCAAGGAGGAACUCGUUCACGUCGAAGGACUCUUCAUGGAGGUCGCUGCGCGCGCAGAGAUGAACGGCCUCCAGCCUCUCACGCUAUCUACUUCGGUCAACGUCGAGGAAAGACCCGCAGAGCAUCGCAGUGACAACAACACGGAAGGGCAGAAUCUGAAUAGGAACAGUGAAUACGUCGAGGAUUUUGUGCCCAUUGAUUUGCCUAAUCCUGGGUACACUCGUACGCAAUAUCAUCCCAGCAUGAUGAUGCCGAGUACUGAGCUGCUGGAUGAUAUUGGGAUCUCGUCGGCUGAGCUUUUGGCGAUUGUGGACCAGAUUGGGAAUCCAGAUACUUCUUAUUCUAUUUUAGACUUGGGGCCUUGA